CUUAACUUGAAUUAUUUAAGUUCGUCCUUCAUACGCCGGAAGAUUCUCAACCCGAUGUCGUGCCACACCUGCAGCAACUGCAGAUUCGUCAAUUUCCCUUCUCCCGAACCACAGCUACAAACGCUCAAAACGAUCCAGAGCUUUGAUGGGCUUGUUUCUCACAUUCUACGUGGGUCACGGCCAUUGCUCAACUCAGACCAUGCCUUGAUGGAGGACGAGAUUGCGAAGCUGGAACAGUUGCGGUUUUUAUAUGAUGCCCAGUUCCAGGAGAUCCAGUUGCGCCAAUUUCCAGUCUUGAAAGCCCUGAAAAAUCGCGUGUCGAUCUAUUCCCCCAUCCGUCGUCUACCCCGAGACAUUCUGAUUGAAAUCUUUCAUUAUGUUUGCAGCUCAGAUGCAUGGGGAGACGCAGAAAAUGCCAUCGGGCGUGAUAGUCUAAACAUGGCUGGACCUCUUUGGGUAUUAGGGCGUGUCUGCGGGUUUUGGAGGGAUACGUUGAACACCUCUCCAGCGUUCUGGGCUCGGAAUGUCCUAGUGAUAACCCCUGUCUCCAAGCACGCCCACGAGAUAUGCCAGACAUAUCUCAGAUGUGCAGGCGAACAUCCUCUCGGUAUGCGAAUCGACUACUGGAGCAACAAGCGUGCAGAAGAUGACGAAAUCCUGUCACUACUCCUUCAAUCUUGCUAUCGGUGGAAGGAUGCGUAUAUACGCAUCGACAGGCAUAAUACGCACUAUCUGGAAUCUAUAUCGCACCUUCCCGUCCUAAAGACGAUUGAAAUAGAUAUCUGGAAUGACGACGGCAAUGAUUAUCGAUUAUCGCUCGGACAUAUGCUUGAAUGCCCCGCAGCUAUGGCGAGCAAUUCUUUUAGGCCCAGGAAUCCAUCAAGUGAGGUUACCGCCCGGGAUAACUCAUUACUCUGGAUGUAUAUAUCGCCCGAAAGAUUUACAGCCAUUUCCCAUGCUUAA
Guyanagaster necrorhizus is the source of this 963-nucleotide messenger RNA. RefSeq lists its product as uncharacterized. The coding region runs from base 55 to 963 and encodes 302 amino acids. Lineage: Eukaryota; Fungi; Basidiomycota; Agaricomycetes; Agaricales; Physalacriaceae. The record is from RefSeq and is a predicted model, not a curated record. The transcript has 3 exons.